AUGGUACAGGAUACUUUUUCCAACCUGAGCACUGCAGUGCUUGCCCUGAGGGGCUUCCCUGGGCUGGAGGAGGUUCAUGGCUGGAUUGGGAUCCCAAUCUUCUCUGCCUACCUGGCAGCCGUCCUAGGAAACAGCACCAUCCUCUAUGUCAUACGGACGGAGCCCAGUCUACACCAGCCCAUGUACUACUUCCUGGCCAUGCUGGCCACCACUGACUUGGGUCUCUGCCUUGCCACGGCCCCCACAGUGCUGGGCAUCCUCUGGUUCCAGGUUGAAAAGGUCAGCAAGGAAGACUGUGUAGCUCAGCUCUUCAUCAUCCACUCCUGCUCCUUCAUGGAGUCAGCUGUGCUCUUUGCCAUGGCCCUGGACCGAUUCCUGGCCAUCUGUUCUCCUCUGAAGUAUGCAGCGCUGCUGAACUCCAGUAGAGUGGUCAGAAUUGGAGUUGUCCUCCUGCUAAGGAGCACCUUGUUAAUACUGCCCCCUGUCUUUCUCCUCUUGACGUUCCCCUACUGCCCUAAUGCUGUCCUUUCCCAUUCCUACUGUCUGCACCAGGAUAUGAUUCGCGUGGCGUGCACAAACACAACCUUCAACAGCCUCUAUGCUCUCACCUUAAUCCUCCUCACAAUGGGUUCUGACCUACUCUUCAUCCUCAUCUCCUAUGGCCUCAUCCUGAGGACUGUCCUGGGCAUGGCCUCUGAUAACCAGGGCCACCGCAAGGCCCUGAGCACCUGCGUCUCCCACAUCUGUGCCGUUCUGGUCUUCUACGUCCCGGUGCUUGGGCUCUCCAUCGUACACCGGUUUGGACAGCAUGCACCUGCCCUACUCCACGUCAUCAUGGGUAAUGUCUACAUCCUCCUGCCACCCUUGAUGAACCCCAUCAUCUACAGCAUCAAAACAAAGCAGAUCUACAGCAGAAUCCUCAGAAUGGUCAGGAACUCCUGA
Messenger RNA from Podarcis lilfordi (Lilford's wall lizard), 942 nucleotides. The record is from the annotation of a GenBank genome assembly. NCBI's taxonomy places the organism in Eukaryota, Metazoa, Chordata, Lepidosauria, Squamata, Lacertidae.